GCAUCAGUCGCAGCCCAGCCAGCCUGCUUUCGACUUCUUUUCGACGUGAGCAAACCGUCCAGUCAUCCACGUACUUCCACUCCAACAUGGCUUUCCGCUACCUCAUCACUCUGUGCGCCCUGGUGGCCUGCGCCAAUGCUGGUCUCUUGGCCAGCCAUGUGGCCAUUGCCAAUCCGUCGGUGGACGCAGUCGCCUCCACUCAGCAGAAUGUGGUGAGAUCCUUUGCCGGCACUGUGUCCAGCUACUCGAAGGCGGUGGACACCCCGUACUCCAGUGUGCGGAAGAGCGACACCAGGAUCCAGAACAAUGUCUACACUCCUGCCAUUAAGACAACCACUUAUGGUGCAGCUCCUCUGUACACUCAGGCCACUCCCAUCGUGUCCAAGACUCUGGUCCAUGCUCCAGCGCCCGUUGUGGAGAAGACUGUGUACGCCGCUGCUCCAGCUCCAGUUCUGGCCAAGACUGUGUACUCUGCUCCAGCUCAGGUUUAUGCUGCUCCUGCUCCCGUUGUGGCCAAGACCGUGUACUCCGCGCCUGCUCCAGUUCUGGCCAAGACUGUGUACUCCGCUCCUGCUCCAGUCUAUGCUGCUCCUGCUCCAGUUGUGGCCAAGACUGUCUACUCCGCUCCUGCUCCAGUCUAUGCUGCUCCUGCUCCAGUUCUGGCCAAGACUGUCUACUCCGCUCCGGCUCCAGUCUAUGCUGCUCCCGCUCCAGUUGUGGCCAAGACCGUGUCCUAUGCCGCCCCACUGGCCACCACCAAUGUGAACCAUGGACCCGCCGCCACCACCUACACCCACAAUGCCCCAGCUCUGGGCGUCUCCAGCUAUGGAAGCUCCCAGACGGUCCAGUAUUCCCCCGCCGAGAGUGUGUCGCACAUGAGCUUCGAUGGAUUCGGAACCCACUGGGGUUUCUAA
Messenger RNA from Drosophila erecta, 914 nucleotides. Its product is annotated as pupal cuticle protein G1A. NCBI's taxonomy places the organism in Eukaryota, Metazoa, Arthropoda, Insecta, Diptera, Drosophilidae. The record is from RefSeq and is a predicted model, not a curated record. The transcript has a single exon. Bases 87 to 914 code for a protein of 275 amino acids.